Orcinus orca (killer whale) is the source of this 1361-nucleotide messenger RNA. RefSeq names its product ERGIC and golgi 3 (gene ERGIC3). The record is from RefSeq and is a predicted model, not a curated record. NCBI's taxonomy places the organism in Eukaryota, Metazoa, Chordata, Mammalia, Artiodactyla, Delphinidae. Gene Ontology annotation, biological process: retrograde vesicle-mediated transport, Golgi to endoplasmic reticulum; endoplasmic reticulum to Golgi vesicle-mediated transport. The transcript is spliced from 14 exons. Bases 48 to 1214 code for a protein of 388 amino acids. Gene Ontology annotation, cellular component: COPII-coated ER to Golgi transport vesicle; endoplasmic reticulum membrane; endoplasmic reticulum.
CGGGCAGGCGGGCGGGCAGGUUGGCGUCCUCUUUCCGGCUGGUCCCCAUGGAGGCGCUGGGGAAGCUGAAGCAGUUCGAUGCCUACCCCAAGACUCUGGAGGACUUCCGGGUCAAGACCUGCGGGGGCGCCACGGUGACCAUUGUCAGUGGCCUUCUCAUGCUGCUACUGUUCCUGUCCGAGCUGCAGUAUUACCUCACCACUGAGGUGCAUCCUGAACUCUACGUGGACAAGUCACGGGGAGAUAAACUGAAGAUCAACAUCAAUGUGCUUUUUCCACACAUGCCGUGUGCCUAUCUGAGCAUUGAUGCCAUGGAUGUGGCUGGGGAGCAGCAGCUGGAUGUGGAACACAACCUGUUCAAAAAACGGCUAGAUAAGGAUGGCUUUCCCGUGAGCUCAGAGGCGGAACGUCAUGAGCUCGGGAAAGUUGAGAUGAAGGUGUUUGACCCUGAUUCCCUGGACCCUAAUCGCUGUGAGAGCUGCUAUGGUGCCGAGACGGAAGACAUCAAGUGCUGUAACUCCUGUGAGGAUGUGCGGGAGGCAUAUCGCCGUCGAGGCUGGGCCUUCAAGAACCCAGACACUAUUGAGCAGUGCCGGCGAGAGGGCUUCAGCCAGAAGAUGCAGGAGCAGAAGAAUGAAGGCUGCCAGGUGUACGGCUUCUUGGAAGUCAACAAGGUGGCGGGAAACUUCCACUUUGCCCCCGGGAAGAGCUUCCAGCAGUCCCACGUGCACGUACAUGCUGUGGAGAUCCAUGACCUGCAGAGCUUUGGCCUCGACAAUAUCAACAUGACCCACUACAUCCAGCACCUGUCAUUCGGGGAGGACUACCCGGGCAUUGUGAACCCCCUGGACCACACCAACGUCACUGCACCCCAAGCCUCCAUGAUGUUCCAGUACUUUGUGAAGGUGGUGCCCACGGUGUACAUGAAGGUAGAUGGGGAGGUGCUGAGGACAAAUCAGUUCUCUGUGACCAGACAUGAGAAGGUCGCCAAUGGGCUGAUGGGCGAUCAGGGGCUUCCUGGAGUCUUCGUGCUGUACGAGCUCUCGCCCAUGAUGGUGAAGCUGACGGAGAAGCACAGGUCCUUCACACACUUCCUGACAGGCGUGUGCGCUAUCAUCGGGGGCAUGUUCACAGUGGCCGGACUCAUCGACUCUCUCAUCUACCACUCGGCUCGAGCCAUCCAGAAGAAAAUUGAUCUAGGGAAGACAACAUAGUUGUCCGUCCUUCCCCCCCAACAAGUCCCUGUUUUCCUUUGGCCUUGUGGUCAUUUUCCCAGCCUCUUACCCCACCCACCCCGCACACCCCCUCUGCAAAGAGUCAGUCGCGGCCCCAGGUUGGUAAAUCUAUCAAUUGUGAUAGUA